UGCAAAGAGUAGGGGUCUCCGUAGGAAGGAGGGGCUAGGGGUGCUACAACUCGAGUUUGACGGGCCGUUUGGGUCGGUCUGUCUGUUUGGCUGUCUGUUUGUCUGUCUGGGUCUCCUCCUCCUGCCCCCCCCCCCGACGGUUCUCUCCGCCCGGGGUCGGAAGCCCCGCCUCUGCCCCUCCAAACGCUCCUAACCCACCAGGCCCUGGAAAGAGGGGAGGGGGCGGUGGGGGGAACCGACACCCAGGCCUCUUUAAAGGAGGAAGAAAAAUCCCCAGGAGCAAAGAGGGGGUUUGGUUUGUGGGCAGGAGCUUUGGUGGAGAAGGCAGGCCAACCCUCAGCUGGCUCCUCGCCUCCGGGCUCGUCCUCCAGCUGGGAGGGCUCUCGGCCCGGACUUUGCCGCUCGAAAAGUACCCAAGCUCCAAGCUCUUCUGCUGCUGCUUCUAUCCUUUUUCUUAAAAAAAAAAAAAAAAAAAAAGGCGUGCGGGGCAUUAGUCAAAAAACCGAUAUCUGAGCAGUAAUUAGAACUUCAGAUGGAGGAGUGGAAAACUCGGUGUUAGAGGUACAAGGUCCAGUGUUAUUUAACUUUCCUUUAGCUCAAACUGUAGAUUAUUUGAAUAAUGCCCCGGGCGGUAGCACCACAGUGGUGGUGGGUGGGUUGUGAUUCAAAUCAACAUGUUUGAGUUUAAGAAAAAAAAGAUAAACCUUGUUUUUAAAAUUCCAUUUUCACAGGCUGUGCUAGGAGAUGGGGUUUUUAUUAUCACCUGCCGGAAACGACAGACAAACCGGCGCCCAGGCACGAGAUGGAGAACCUGUAGAUAAAGGAUUAUGGAUGGCGACAGUUCUACAACAGAUGCUUCUCAAUUAGGAAUAUCUGCAGAUUACAUUGGUGGAAGUCACUAUGUAAUACAGCCUCAUGAUGAUGCAGAGGACAGCAUGAAUGAUCACGAAGAUACAAAUGGCUCAAAAGAAAGUUUUCGGGAGCAGGAUAUCUAUCUUCCAAUUGCAAAUGUAGCAAGAAUAAUGAAAAAUGCCAUACCUCAAACUGGAAAGAUUGCUAAGGAUGCCAAGGAGUGUGUGCAGGAAUGUGUCAGUGAAUUCAUCAGUUUUAUAACGUCUGAGGCAAGUGAAAGAUGUCAUCAAGAAAAACGGAAGACUAUCAACGGAGAGGAUAUUCUUUUUGCCAUGUCUACCCUGGGAUUUGAUAGUUACGUAGAACCUCUAAAACUAUACCUUCAAAAAUUCAGAGAGGCAAUGAAAGGAGAGAAGGGAAUUGGUGGAGCAGUCACAACUACAGAUGGACUUAGUGAGGAGCUUACAGAGGAAGCCUUUACUAAUCAGUUACCAGCCGGUUUGAUAACCACAGAUGGCCAACAGCAAAAUGUGAUGGUUUAUACAACAUCCUACCAACAGAUAUCUGGAGUUCAACAAAUUCAAUUUUCAUGAUUUGGAGGAGCACUGGAUCUGCAAGUGGGGCAACAAGGAAAAAGCAGGACAAUUCUAAAGCAGAGACAUUAGUAUGGAAAUGACUGGUGAAGCGGGAGAUGUGCCUCUCUGUACAUUAAAUAGCUGUAAUGUAGCUUCCUGAGGCUUGACUAAUUGAGAUGUGAAUUCUGACUUGAGAAUCUUUUUCAUGAGUGGUUUUAAAAAAAAAAAAUUGGAUUUUAAAGGUAUUAAAAUAUUUUUGUUUUGUACAAGAGUUUGUUGCUCUGUGACUCCUGUAUGCAUUGUAUAUUGCGAUUUAUUACUGUCAGAGAUUUGUAGACAGUUUCUUAUUUUCAUAUUGAAUCAUGUUACUUUUGUAAUUCAAGUAAACAGCUGGGUUAAUUCAUGAUGUUUACCCUUUUAAUAAAAUAGGGGUAGAGUUCAUUUUGAAUGCAAGUUGCCUUUGUUAUAAAAUUAAGUUGGUCUUGGUUAUGUAAUUUUGUCCUGCAUGACAACCGUAGCUAGAUUUUUUAGCAGUUGAUGUAUUUAUUGAAAUUUAAUUUUUAAGGGGAUUUUUUUUUGUAAAGCAUUUGAAGUUCAAGAAUUGCUACAAAUAUUUCUUUUUUAUGUAAUUUUGAAACUAAAUGUUAACCCAGAAGAAAUAAACUGUCCAACCUGUUGAACUUAAAAGAUUUGGUACCUACUAACAGUGUUUGCUACAAUGAAAACACUGUUUUUUGUGCCUGUUAACAGUAGUCAUUAUUUUUAGUUAUCAUGGACCUUGGUUUAGGCUAGAUUUCGCAUUUUGGUAAACUUAAUUUAUGAAUGCAUUUUGAACUAAUUAAUAUGUUCAAUUUAAUGUAGUCUUAGUGCUAUUGAAAUGAUACUUUUUUCAUUUAAGUUUGUUUUUUCUUAUAAAAUACAAUUAUUUCCUGGUCCAGAAGAGGAAUUUUAUAGCCUGGUUGUAAAUGACUUCAUUUUAACUUUUUAAUUGAAAUGUUAAAAUUUCCCUGUAAUGCUGAGGGAACUCUCAGCAAUGGUAUAGCAACACUUUGUGUACAGUUUGUGCGUGUGUGAAUGAAUGAACGAGAUGGUGAAUGGAUGCUUCGUGACCUGAAGUGGAAGACUCAAACUUCUGGUUUGCUGUCUCCUGUCUUUGCAAUAAACUAUACUUAUAUAAUGUAACUUUGUUUUAA
This is a messenger RNA of Ornithorhynchus anatinus (platypus), 2620 nucleotides long. RefSeq names its product nuclear transcription factor Y subunit beta (gene NFYB). Lineage: Eukaryota; Metazoa; Chordata; Mammalia; Monotremata; Ornithorhynchidae. The transcript is spliced from 8 exons. Gene Ontology annotation, cellular component: nucleus; CCAAT-binding factor complex. The record is from RefSeq and is a predicted model, not a curated record. Gene Ontology annotation, biological process: regulation of transcription by RNA polymerase II. Bases 828 to 1445 code for a protein of 205 amino acids. Gene Ontology annotation, molecular function: protein heterodimerization activity; DNA-binding transcription activator activity, RNA polymerase II-specific; RNA polymerase II cis-regulatory region sequence-specific DNA binding.